Molecule: messenger RNA, 17107 nt
Organism: Podarcis lilfordi (Lilford's wall lizard)
Lineage: Eukaryota; Metazoa; Chordata; Lepidosauria; Squamata; Lacertidae
Source: the annotation of a GenBank genome assembly
UCCGAAUACACACCUUUUUUUUCUGUGCAAAAUAUACAUAUUUUUACAAUCCAGUUUCCCCUAAUAGAAUGCAUUUUGUAUGUUAUUGUCCCUAUGAUGAGCAUUUUAUGUGCACCUUUACAUCAGUACCUGCAUUUUUUAGCACAUUACUUGGUUGGAGAACUGCAUUGCAAAAUUCAGAGAAGUCCAAAUUUCAAAGGAUGGCUAUGUUUCAGAUCAUGUAUUGACUCAAAAAGUACGAAGUUCACCUUCAGAUACAAACUAAACAGAAUUCUACACACACCCAAUCCCUAAACAGAACUUUCUCAUAUGAGCUAACAGAUAGUAAACCUUUGCCUGCUUCUGUAUUUCAGUGCAGAGUGCUUUAAUGGCUGCAGAAGAGGGAAAAAUUCAACAGAUAACCCUUCUCUCCUCCCCUUGCUGCACCUUCAUGUUGUAAAAAAUGUAUUGUGCCAGAAAAAUAUGCGGUAACCGGUGUUGUUGGAGCAGGUUUAUUGCUAUCUCUUGGGUCCCUGAUAAUAGCUUUAUUCCCAUUUGAUAAAAGAACAAACAGCGGCCAGUUUUGUACCCCGCCUACUUUUCUGAGGAAACGAAACUUAAUUCUGCUUUGGCAAGCUUUCCCUUUUCCUUCAGAAGGGCAUAGAAAGAGAAAGACCAGGUGCUGAGAUCCAGGAAGCUCCAAGAUGGCUUUGCAGCCUAUUUUAAACCCGGUGAGUGUGGAGAGUGUGUGUAAGAGGGGAAAGCUUGAGAAGGUGGUGGUCAGGAAGGCUGCAUAGACAUUUUCUAAGAGGUUGUGUCUCUCCUAAGGAUGAACUAGCCGGGAGAUCUGACUAGCCCUUCCCUGUCUCCUUGCAGCAAGCUUUCUAUGUGCAUCCUUACAGCUAGGAUUGAGCUGCUGCAAGGAUAAUUGAGUUACAGAGAAAACCCAGAGAAAAUGCAGACCAGAAGCGGAUAAGGCUUUUCUUGGCAGGGAGAUAAGUAACGGGGAAAGCUCAGCUCCUCAAUUCCUCUGGAUUCCUCUGGACCGACACUGUUUUGUGGGAGAGAUUCAAGUGCGUACCUGAACUUUAGGUUUGCACAGUUAAAGUGCACUGAAGGGCUCUGUUACCAUAGUGCAAUAAAUCUGCUUAACAAAGAAGAGCGCUUUUUGUGGUUUGGAAAGUGGUUUGGAAAUGCAUUGAAAAGUAUGCGAUGAACGAAGUAACAGCGAGAAGACAUGUAAGCUUCCCGCAAGCAAAUUGGGAUGGGUGCUCAUUGUAGUAUAAACAAAUUGGAACAAAUGCUCAGUAAAAACCAGACAUCGCCUAAGCUUCGUGUUAGCUCUGUGGAAGCGUAUCGGGAUAAAUGCUGAAUAACCUUGGCUAUGUUACCUCAACCGAAAGGCAUGGUAAGAAAAAAAGCAAGGCAAAAUUUAAAGUGGUUGUGACUCUUUGCUGCCUUCCAGUCAAUGCAAUCUAAGUUGCCCCUGAGGUCUUUCGCUCCUUGCGCACUACCAAAUUUGAGUCAAAUCUUUGCCCAGAAUGUCCCCACCACCAAGUUUGGGGCCUUAAGCUAAAAAUGUGUAUUUAGAAAACAGGACUUUUAGACCAUUUCCUUUGUUUAUCACACCAAUGAUAUUCAGAGAUAUAUAAUGCCUGAGGAGAUUAUACUUGAGUUUGGGGAAUAGGGACCCAGCAGAUGACCACCUUUUUCUUUUCUUUUUUCUGCCCCACAGAGCGUUCCCUUUACUGGCCCCAUUUUUGGGGGUCUGACUGAGGGGAAGAUGAUUGUAAUCCAAGGGCAAGUCCGGGUUUCUGUGAAAAGGUUUGUCCUGCUUCCGCUUAGCUCUUUGUGCCCUUUUGAUAAUUAUCCCACCUCAUCAAUACCUUCCCCUCACAUUUGAUUCUCUGUUUUUACAGUCUUUCCAUCUCCUUCCUCUUCACUGACUUUCCCCUGCUCUCCCAAAUUCCAGAGAGUGCCUCACAUUUUGCAUUUAACGUGACCUUGCCCUGUCAGGAACAGCCCUAGCAUUGGGCAGAGUAAGUUGGUUGCCUCAGGCGGCUGAAAUUUUGGGUGUCGUCAAGACAAGGCAUUAAAUCACCUCUUAUUUACUUUUAUAUUUAUUGAGAUUUUUACUCUCGGGGAGAUGUGAGAUUUCCUGCCUCAGGUGCUAUAAUAACUUACCCAGCCCUAGGUAACUUUCAUGUUGACAUUAGAGGAGGUGUCAUUUGCAUUGUGCCUCAGGGGACAAAAUAUAUUUGUGUGAACAAGGAACCAGGAGAAACAACAACAUGGGCAGUGUUUUCCUUUUGGAAUAGUUUCCAGGACGAUUAAAGCCACAACUCCAUCCAGCCUUUACUAUCGUUAUUUUUAGCUGCUCACCACAAGUGAAUAAGCUGCUUUUGCAGUGGACUUCACCGCCCAUACUGAUGUGGUCUACCCCCGAACUUGGAGGGUUUUACAUCAAGCCCUACCCUGUUACCAGUAUUCUUGAUUUUAAGAAUAUCUGUAGAAAUAUUACAAUUUACCAGUAUUUAGCCACAAACCGGGUUGGUUCCAGGUACUAAUGUGCAGGCAAAAACAUGUAGUUUUCCCCACAAGGGACCCACAUUUUCCUCCCCCUGAAAGUGUGGUGCAGUUUUUAAUCUACCCCUCUCCUUUAGCUAGGGUGGUCACUUAGAUGUCACCCCAAGCGACAGAUUUGCCCAAAAUGUGCAGAAAUCUUGGGUUGUACCUGAUGCUAGUCCUCCUCAUUAAAGCUAAUGGACAAGGCUAACGUAGGUUCACUAUUUUAAGUGGGUCUCCUCUGAGUAUAACUAAGUUAGAGAAAUCUGUGUACCAUAAUUUUAUUUUAAAAAGAUCAGUACAUCUGCUCUCAUUAUAGUGGUGAAGACUGUGAGCAGGUGAGCUGUGUGCCUACCUGUUCCCAGGUGUUCAUUGCUGAUGGACCCCUGCAAGGUCUCCUUAGUGGCUGUUUUUUAUCAUUGAUUAAUUAAUUAAACUUAUUAGUAACACACACACACACGUAACCCAGACAGCUUACAAAAAUAAAUAGAUAACACAUACAUCAAAACCAGCAUAAAGCAAAACAGAAAAAGCUAAAACUCAUUAGUAUUUUAAAAAGGCAUGGCUAAAGCAUUCUUCUAAUGUUUUAGGCCACGGGUAAUUCAAAGCCACAGGUCUGGUGAUAAGAAAUGUUUUUUUGCCUGGUGCCUAAAAGUAAGUAAUGAUGGCACCAGGUGAGCCUCCCUGAGGAGAGCAUUCCACAAAUGGGGAGCCAUCACUGAAAAGGCCUUUAAACAGGGUUUAGACCAGAAAUCCCUUCAAACAGAGGACUGUCUUCUGUAAAGGAGGGCAUUGUACCUGCUGGAAGAGCAGCAGGAUUAAGGAUUUAGGGCUCAUUCCAGUAAACACUUCAAAAUACCCAUAGGCCAUCUUGUUUGGUGCCGGCACUGUAUAUAGCAUAGCUCAUGAUACUUGACGCUAAUUUCUGUGGAGAAAUUAUAUCCCUUUGAUAGUAAGGGAUUUCAUUUUUAAAAGAAGCAACAAUUUACCAGUUGCUUGAAAACCAGCCCCUAGUAAUGGGGUGCUGUUCUUAUACAGACACAAAACCGCCUGAAGAACAUUUCAUGGCUGCCAAUAUGGCAGCUCCCCCACCUAUACCUUUGCCCAUUACUGGUGGUAAAUGGGAGUGAGGAUGCUGCCAUAAGCAACCAUAGAAUGGUCUUCAUGUGUUUUGUGGUAAUUUACCUCACACAACUGGCUUUCAAGCAACUGGUAAAGUUUUUUGUUUUUUUUAAAGAAGAAUCAUUCAAAAAAGCCUUUCUUGUGUGAGGGAGAUACUGAUCUAAGGGUGCUGUUGAGAGGCUUGUUUUGCAGCAUUAUAUAAUGAAAUUGUUGUUGGGUUUUUGUUUGUUUUAUGACUUUAAUCUAAAAAAGCAGGAAACUAGUUCCUGGUACCAAAGAGGACUUUGAGCCACUUUUGAAACUGUAGGAAGUCUCAGAAAUGGUUUAUGUCAUGAGGCAGCUUGGGGAGAAGAUCUAUUAAAAAGGCAGAAACCACAUUAAGCUUCCCCAUCCCUUCAAGUGCGUCAAAAGUAGCUAUUUGGGGAUCCCAGCCUAAAUGGCUAUUUUUCAAUUUAUUCUUAUUUUAUUUUAAUAUUGUGAGCCAUGUUGAGGGUGUGCACUAGACCAAAAGGUACUUCACCCAAACAAACAAACAAAAUAGGGUGGACAGGAGCAAAAGUGGUCAGGGUCCCUGUACCUUCAAUAGGUAUAUAGAAUAUGGAACUUUUCUCACCCAAGCAUGACAAAUCACACAACAUAUGCACAGUUAUUAAAACAAAGCCUUGUAAUUUAUUUUGCAAGUGGCUAUAUAUAUUGUUAUUCACUCAGAAUGGUAGGGGUGGCUUGAAGUGGCAUACUUUUGGGUUUUUUUGGCAAAUAUUUUUAUUGACUGGCUUUCUGAACAUACAAUUAACAAACAUUAUCCUAAAAUAGAAGCAUGGUGCUUCUGCUUGAAGUCCAGUAGAUUAAUUUAAAGAGUCUCUCCAUGGGUUGCUGGAGGAAUUAUCGUGUGACUAAGCUCUGUUAACAUAUGAAAUGAAACGAAACUAUGUCAGUCAUUUUUUAUAAAAAAUAUAGCCUUCAAUCUUCCCAUUAACUUUUCAACUAAAUCAGUUUGCCAAAUGUUUGCAUACCACCUGGAUAAUGUUAAUCCUAGAGUAGUUUUACCAGUACUUAUUAGCCGUCGAGCCGCCACCAUUAAAAAUGUAAGGAACACCAGGAUUUUGAUUAUCAAAUAUGGACAACGAUGCUAGUUGAGGAAUACAACUUCUUUGCCAGUCUCUUCAAAUUUAUUUAUUUUUUUUUUGGUCCACCAUAUGUUUUAAGCGCCCUCAAAGAACCUCAUGGGAACUGUAGUUUGUUAUGGGUGCUGGGAAUUCUAGGUCAUCGAGGGGUAAACUACAGUUCCCAAUGUUCUUGAGGGAGAGGACUGUGCUUUAAAGGGAUGGUGUGUACACAGCCUAAAGCUCAUUAACAACACAAUCUUUUAUGCACCUUCAUGGCUCCUGCUCUUUCCGAAUCACCCCUUUCCCCUACUCUCCCCUCCAUUUCAUCUCUCCAGUUCUUUCCCUGCAGGUGUGGUCAUGGUCAACAAGCCCACCUGCCCAUCUCUUCCCGCUGAGCUUCAGCCCAACCAUCCCCUCACAUUUCAGAUUCUCGGUCAAUCUAGUGUGCGGCAACGGCAACGUCGCCUUCCACUUCAACCCCCGUUUCGAUGAAGGCCGAGUCGUCGUGUGCAAUACUCAGCAACACGGCCGCUGGGGAGCUGAGGAGCGGGCCUACAACAUGCCUUUCCAGCCAAAUAUUUAUUUUGAGAUGAUCAUCAACGUCAAGAGCCACUGCUAUCAGGUGAGGAGGCUGGAGAAGCUGCUCCGGCUCGCUGUCUACCAUGCAGCCCCUUCGUGUCUUGCAGGGGAAGGACUUGAUAAUUUGCAAGUGCAAGACUCCGACUUGGCUUUAUGUUUAGGCCGGCAGAAGCUUGGCCCCAUAGUGGUGCAGCAAUAGAGCUGCUAGCACAUUUGCAAAGCUAAGCAGGGUCGGGUAUGGUUUCAUAUUGGAUGGGGAGCCUCGUGUUGCAAUUCUUGCUUUGCAGGGGGUUGGAGUAGAUGACCCUCGGGGUCCCUUCCAGCUCUACAGUUCUAUGAUUCUAUAAGAGAUAUGCUUCUCCAUUCCUUCCCCUCCCGCCGCAUUCCCGUUAGAGAUGCGGCUCGGCUGACAAGAACAAUUUGGCAGGGGAUGAUGAUAGUGAAGAACAAAUAUAUAAAGGCUGUAUAAGAGCUGUGCAGGCUGGCCCGAUGUUGCAAUGAAUUCUCAUGAGGACUUAAAACAGAAAUGAGCAGACCGAUAUGCAAAUUGUGGGGAAAUGAACUUAGGACUGGAAGAAUUAGGAACCUGCAGAAACUUGAAUGGAUUUAUCUGCCCAUCCCUAACCACAGUAAGCGUGUCUGGGAAGUGAAGUGUUUAGGGGGUUCUGUGCAUACUUUCAUGCUGAGGGGUGUGGCGCUUGUACAAGUGUGGGCACAGCCUUCCAUUUCAGGAGGGCCAGGCUUCUGAAAAUAUAGAAGAAAUGCUUCACCUGUGAGUUCUGCUGAAUGGGUUGCCUCACAAGUCCCCUUUGUUUGAUAGCUGCUACCACCUAGUGGGUGAAGUAGAACAAGGGUGGAAUUCUAUUCCAAGAAGAAGGUAGGCUGUCACAGAUCAUAUGAGGCGUCCAGUACAAUUCACCAAACUGUCUCCCUGUGGGCUGUCAUUCAGUUUUAAGCAGCUAGGCCAAGAGAGAAGCCAAACAAACAUAGGACAUCAGUCAAUCCAAGGCAUUAAAGAGAUGGCUGUAGUCUGUAGAAUCAUGUAUUUAUGCUUAUAAUAAUUUUAUUCAAACAACCUUUAAGAAAUAAACUUGACAGUGGAUUUUCUAAAUGUUUCCAUUUAUUAAAUCUUGAAACUAUAAGAGGAGGGGGGCCAUGUGGGCACUACCAAAAAAGGAGACACAGAUUUGCAUAACGUUUGCACCUGCCAUUUUUCUAUCGAUUUGAAUGGAAAUAUAAUCCAUCUCGUCAUAGUGGGGAGGGCAGGGGCAGUGUGUCGCGUUGUGUCACCCGAGGUGAAGUGGGAAUGUGCUGCGCUGCCAUGCUACACCCCUUCCUCCUCCUUUACCUGGGUUGCCCAUGAAGUGGCAGCAGCAUCGGUGGGUUCCAGCGAGGCAAAAUGUCACAAAAUCUUGCCUCGUCUCAAAGGGACUCGCCUAACCAGUUCCUCAACCUCCUCCAAACUCAUAACAAUAAAGUUAAAUGCUAAGAGUUACUUAUAUCCAAUUGUAGUUCUACACAGAGUAGACAACUGAAAUUAAUGGACAUGAGAGUCAGUUUAGUUCCAUCAAUUUCAAUGAGUCUACUCUGAUUAUAAUCUAGUUCAACUCACUGACUCCAACACCUUAACUAGGUUGUCCCUCCAAGUUCCACCCUCGGAUUAGGAGCCCACAAAGCACAAAUUCUGCCUCUUGUUUCCCAAGAACUAAUCUCACCUCCUCCUUCCAUUAUUCUAGGUAUCCGUCAAUGGCAACCACUUCCUGGAGUACAGACACCGCCUUCCUUUCCAUGAGGUCCAGACAUUGCAGAUCAAUGGAGAUGUCUCUUUGAACUGCAUCAGCUUUGCUGGCACUAAUGUGAGUUGCACAGUUUCACCUCUUACACCUCCUCCAAUUUCAGCUUACCGUGGUGGAUCAUGUACCUUGUAAUGUGGGUAGCAGCCAUUUGCAAAUCAAAGGAGAACACUUAGAAAUGUGUCAGUCUAAUUUUAAAAUGAGGUGCUGGCAACUGGUGACAUAUGGAGUCGGCAGAGACAAAACAUUUGUGGUUGCAGUUCUCAUGCGAGCUUGAACACUAGAAACAAGAUGCAGUGAAUUUGUAUGAACAACUUACCCUUCUUGGGGAGCAAUCCUGGGGAGGGAUGCUGCAGACCUCUAUGCCAGAGAGGGUGGUUUGCAGAUAGACUCUUCUUCAUCAUGGUGGCAGAAACCUUAAGUGCCAUCAGUGCUGUGCUCUGCCAUUGCUGCACCAGCGGUGGCAAGACCAACAAUGAACUGUGUUGUGCCAUGCCAAGCCUCUGUCAGAGGAGGCUGUGGGUGUACAGGAUCCCAAGCCUCCUUGUGACCCCAGAUAAACCUUCAUUUGCAUUGCCUGGCAUAAGCUUUUGGGACUUGGCAGAAUUUGACAGAAUUCCACACACACACCCUGUGUCCCAUUAGGAUUGUUCUGUAAGUUAUUUUUUGAAACGUACUUGCCGUACGUCUUUGCCAGUUCUUGAAAUUGAUUUCACAGUUCCCACACUGAAACACAAAUAUGUGAAACAGAAGAUUUUGCUUUAUAUCACAAGGUGAUCAGCAGGGUUAAGAUUCUUCUUGAUUAGCCUUUGCCUGAUACGUGAAGUAUAAGAAAGUAGGCAGCAGGCAGACCUAUCAGAGAAAGCAUUCCAUAAAUAAGGUACCACCACCAAUAAUGCUAAGUUUCAAAUUUUCAAAUAUCAGGUAAGAGAACUGUGAGAGGCAUCUCUGAGGAUUCUACCAGAAGUUUCAUGGCCCUGUUACCCAAGAUGCUGCCAGCUGGAGUAAGCAGAAUGGGCCAAGCUGGAUAAGUGAUCUGACCUAGUACAAAGUGGCUUUGUGUGCUCAUACUUAAUCUUAAGAGGGCAUGAGAAAUACAAACUUGCUUCAGAAGCAAACAAAUAAAAAAGGAUUUUUUUUUGCUUUGGAAGCCAAUAAUGUUAUUUACGCAUUCAUAUAUUUACGAAUGGAUGUAUCACUUUAAGGUGGCAGUUGAUGGCUUUUGGAUCAAAUUGGGAAAAGAGACAGUGCCAGAAGGGCAAGUUGUUAUUGUUGUUGUUGUUUAAAAAAAUAGUUCUUAUUUCCAAACGUAUUUUUAUUGUGUUUCAGCCUCCACCCCCAUAUACCCCUCCUGCUUACAAUGUUGUGACAGCCACCACAGUAAGUAGAAACCCUUAGUUUGUUUGCAUCUCUUUGCUUUGCAAAUCUAGUGGGGGGCUGGGGCUGGUGGGGAUUGAUUAGUACUGGUUAUUUAUGUAGCAGUUUCAGUGCACGAAGUGCUUUACAGUGGUACCUCUAGUUAUGAACUUAAUUCGUUCUGGAGGUCCGUUCUUAACCUGAAACUGUUCUUAACUAGAGGCGGGCUUUCGCUAAUGGGGCCUCUUGCUGCCGCUGCACCGCCGGCACGUGAUUUCUGUUCUCAUCCUGAGGCAAAGUUCUCAACUCGAGGCAAAUCUUCCAGGUUAGCGGAGUUUGUAACCUGAACCGUUUGUAACCUGAGGCGUUUGUUAACUCGAGGUACCACUGUACUACAUUCACCUUCAUAACUCCUUGCAAAGUAGGCCACUAGUUUUCCCAUUUUCUGGGUUGGAACGGAGAAAUAAGUGACUUAUUCAAGGUCACCCACUGAAGACCUAGCCACAUAACUGUUGAGGACAUGGUGCACUGGGGGAAAAUAGUUGAGAAUCCUGUUUGUGUUCACAUUGAACCUUUGCCUCCCUAAUUCUUGGAAGCCAAUCACAGAAUCACUGUUAGAGGAGCCUGGUAGACUAGGAGGGGGGAACCUCUGCUCCUCCCAAUAUUGCUGAACUACAACUCCCAAGCAAAUGCGGCCAGAAAUUAUGGAAGUUAUAGUUCAGCAACAUCUGGAGGACCAAAGGGUCCCCACACCUGUUGUGCAGAUCAUCUGGGCCAACCUUCUCCACUGUUCAGCACUAAGGCAUUCCUAGAACAAGGCUGCCUAACGUCAACUUGUAGACCUCCAGUAAGCGCGAACCCCAUGACCCCAUAUACGUAACCAGUGGUCUCAUACCCUGCGUUGCUCAGAAAUCAGUCUUGAAAGGCUCAAAAUGACAUCUAGCUAUAUCCAAACAGACAAAAACCUGUGUCUUGAUCUCAGGAACCACCAUGCAAAAUUUUGCAACGAUAUUUUAAGAGGUGUCCAAAUGCACAGUGAACAGGCAGACCACUUUGUCAAACCACUCUGACCAUUAAUAAAAUUAUCCUAACGUUCAACUGAAGUCUACCCUUCUGUAACUUAAGAUCUAGAUCUUUCCCAGGAGCAAAUAAGUCUUUCCCCUCUUCUCUGUGACAGCUUUCCAGAUAUUUGAGCAGUGUUAUCAUAUCCCCCCCUCAGUCCUCUAGGUUAAACAUACCAAUAGAGCACGCUUCUGGGGUUGAAGUCAAAUGGCUGUGUUAGCAGCACUAAAGUGACCUCUGCCUGCAAUAAUAAUAAUAAUAAUAAUAAUAAUAAUAAUAAUGCUGAAACUGCAUCCCAGAGCUAAGAGAAUCAAACCGCUAAAUAUCCUUCUAUCAGUGCAAAAGUUAAUGCUCCCUUAAUGAUAUAUCUCUUUCUUUUCAGGUUGGUGGUAUGUUUGCUCAGCCGAACUUUGUGCAGCCAUCAUUUUCUGUGAGUAGCUUCGUGGAAACUUCUCAGAUCCUAUAAACUACUGGGCUAAAGGAUGGGAGGCCUAAGGCACAACCUGGCACCCUGAUCCACUCACAAAUGGUGACUUGUUGUGGUUGCCGCACAACAGCAGAAUCCUGUUGGCACAUGGGAAGGCCCAGAGCUCAGUGGAAGUAGGGCAUAGCUCCAUGAGAAAAAUACAUGCUUUCCAGGCAGAAGGUUCCACAGGUUGCGAUCCUAUACUCAGUUACCUGGCUGGGAAUAAAUCCUGUUGAAAUCUGUGGGACUUUCUUCUUCUUCUUCCAUUUUUUUAAAUCAAUGUAUAUACAGUGGUACCUCGCAAGACGAAUGCCUCGCAAGACAAAAAACUCGCUAGACGAAAGGGUUUUUUGUUUUUUGAGCUGCUUCGCAAGACGAUUUUCCCUAUGGGCUUGCUUCGCAAGACGGAAACGUCUUACAAGUUUGUUUCCUUUUUCUUAACACCGUUAAUACAGUUGCGACUUGACUUCGAGGAGCAACUCAUAGAAUGCGGUGUGGUAGCCUUUUUUGAGGUUUUUAAAGACUUUGGUGAUUUUUGAAGCUUUUCCAAAACUUUCCCGACACCGUGCUUCGCAAGACGAAAAAAAUCGCAAGACGACAAAACUCGCGGAACGAAUUAAUUUCGUCUUGCGAGGCACCACUGUACAACAUGAAAAACAGUUGUAGGGAAAUAUUAGAAAAAGAACAGAAAAACAAACCAAGCACAUGGUAAAGGUAAAGGUAAAGGGACCCCUGACCGUUAGGUCCAGUCGCGGACGACUCUGGGGUUGUGGCGUUCAUCUCGCUUUACUGGCUGAGGGAGCUGGCGUACAGCUUCCGGGUCAUGUGGCCAGCAUGACUAAGCCGCUUCUGGCGAACCAGAGCAGCGCAUGGAAACGCUGUUUGAUCCACGUGCUUUAAUCCACUUUGAUUGUGCAAACCUAAAUUUUCUGGUAUGCGUUUUCAAUCCUACCUGCAAAAUAAUGAGACUGUGGAAGAGUUUUGUUCCCUCCCACUGAGCUACGUAUAGAUCCACCCACUGGCAAGUCAGGAUUGCAGAGAGGAAGUGAGGAUUAGGAGAAGAAUGGGGUUAAGAAUUAGGGUGAGAUGUUAAAUGAGAAGAAGCUGGAGUAUUUACAGAUUCCAGAGUGAUGAUUUUUCCUUUCUUUCUUAGUAUAGAUUUUGAUAUUUCAUGCAGGGCCCUUACAAAGAAAACAUUUUAAAUUAUAUUAAGGGGGGGGGGUUUACUUAAACUGACUAAUCAAAAAGCAAGACUCGGUGUUUUUUUCUGGGGGGACACAGGGGUACACAUACCCCUAAUCAUUUUGUGAAUCUAAGUUUGCCUCACUAAGGGGCAGUAUUUCAGUAUGAGUAGGAAAAUGAGAAUACCCCUAAACAUUUUUUUAGAAAAAAAGCACUGGCAAGACUAGUCAGUGAAACAUUCUCUCUAGUUAGUGGACAACUCUGGAGACAUUUGAUUGCUCCACCUCUUCACUGGGUUCAACAAGUGUUCCCUGAAACAAAAAAAAAUUAAUACAAACAAUAGUUCUAUGUAAGUUAAAUUAUUGCUUUUCUUUUCAUUCUUUGCAGACAAGGAAGAAGAAGACGGCCCAGGUGUGUGGGUUAAAUUCUGGGGCAAUAUUGUAGUCUACCUAGUUUAGAUAAGGCAGGACUGCAGGGGUUUGGUCUAGACUGAAUUUUGAUGCUUUUCGGUUCUGCUAUACAGUAUUAUUAUUGCAAGGCCUUUCACUUUUUCUCUGUUUCUUCAUCUUUUCUCAGGGUAACAGUGGAAUAACUUUGUCCAAUCCUGUGAGUAUAUUGGUGUUCUGUUUUCUAUGCCUCUUGGUUCUCCAUCAUAGAUAAAUUUAGAAAUUUCUGCUCGUUUUUGACAUAGAUUAAAGAUGGUAAACUGGCAGCCUGUAGGCCCCAAAUAUAAUUUACAACACACCCACACAACAGAUGCAUCUCCUUUUGGCUAUAUGAAGUGUUCUUGUGGCAUUUUUCCCCUGAAGCUCCUGAAUCUUCCCACUCUUGGGAGACAGGACGCUUAGUCAAGACGGAUUGGUCUGAUCUUAUACAGGCAUCAGGCCAAGUCUAGACAUAGGUUGCCUAGUUAGAUUAGGGAAAGCUGAGUGUUAAGAGGCAGCAAAGCAGACAGGAGUCAAAGAGGGUCUGGGCAGGGCACAAUGAAAGAAAAGGCUCAGCAAGCAAGUUCAAGAGGCAACCAACGUGCAAAUAUAAUCAAGAGAUUUGCUCUGCGUGCCAGCAGCUUCUCCCCUUAAGACAUAAGCUAUAAGUUAAAGAGAUCCCAUAGCACUACCAAGAAGAUGUGUAUAUUCUAUCAGAAAAGACAAGGAAGAUAGAAAUAAUGACGUUUGAUGUUUGCAUAUAUAUUGGCACAAAGGCAAGGAUGCAACUAAAAACUAAGAAACUAGUCCAUUUUUUGGUGUUUAGAGGCGCCUCAUAAUCAGAGGCAUUAAACUGUACCUUGCUUCUCCCUGCUUCAAUAGGGGCUGGAGGGUAGAGAUACAGUGUGGGAAGGUUCUAGCAGUUCAAUGUGUACUUGCAUUUUAGGGCUAAGGAAGAGCGAUUACAGCUGACUUGUAAAUUGUGUCCUUUGGUUGCAGCCAGCCUACCCAAUUUCCGCCUCUGAUAAUAGAUCAAGAUCCACCUGUGCUGAUUUCUGAAUGCAGGAACAUUCUUCAGCUUCUGGGAGUCUUAGUUCUGGGAGUCUUAGUUCUGCUUUGUCUUCUUGCUUCUCUUGAUGAAAGACUGAAUCCCUGUUGUUAUUUUUUCCAGGCUGUCCCAUUCCACAUUGCCAUCCCGGGGAAUUUCACUCAGUUCCGCAAGAUUACAAUUGUGGGGAAUGUGCCUUUUCACGCAAACAGGUGCGUUAGCAGAGGGGGCAAUAUUAUGCACCAACUUCCUACAUUCAAUUAUCAAAUGAAGUUGAAGCCAAUCAGAAAGCACCGUAUAUACUUGUGUAUAAGCUGACUUUUUCAGCACAUUUUUUUAUGCUGAAAAAGCCCCCCUCGGCUUAUACUCGAGUGAGGGUCCCUUUCGGGCUGCUCCUUCCUCCUCCUCUGCCUUUGCCGCUGGCGGCGGCGGUGGAGGAACGAGCAGCCCGAAAGCAGCCCUUUGGGGCUGCUUGUUCUUACUCCGCCGCUGCCGCCACCAGCCUCUGCCUCUUGGCAGCACCCUGGGUAGGCUGGGGGACAGGAGGGGCUGGGAGGGAGAGAGAAGCCCCCUCUGCCGUGUGCGCGUGUGCACACGAACUCUGGCCCACCAGGAGGUUUGUGGUGUGGUGAACCGGCUUAUACUCGGGUCAGUAAGUUUUCCCAGUUUUUUGUGGUAAAAUUAGGUGCCUCAGCUUAUAUUUGGGUCGGCUUAUACUCGAGUAUAUACGGUAUCUGUCAAAUUAUGUCUGCAGGUUCCAGAGAUACAACCAAUCUAAUUCGCUUCCCUAUCACAUUUGAAUCUUAUUUUGCUGCCUUCUUAUUCAGUUUACCUUUGCUGUGUGUGGUUUUUCCAAAAUAUUUAUUUCUUUCAGAGUAAUUUUCUUUCUCGAUUGGCAGUGACGUUGUUUGGGAACAACAUGCAAGUGUCAUGAAGGGUGGCUGAUUUCAUAACAUUCACACAUGCAGCAGAAGCUGAGCUUCUAGGUCAACCUGUGGCUCCUAGGUGUAGGUUUGCUUUUCUGCAAAUGAGGAUAAUAACGAGAGCCAGUGUGGUGAGCACUUUGGUUCGGCUGGAGAGUUCAAAUCCUCGUUCAGCCAUGAAGCUCACUGGAUGAAGUUGAGCCAGAGACUCAUAGGGCAAGGCAAAGUAAUCUUCAAAGAUGCCACCCUGAGUACAGUGGUACCUCCGGUUACGAACUUAAUUCGUUCCAGAGGUCCAUUCUUAAGCCGAAACUGUUCUUAUCAUGAGACGCGCUUUUGCUAAUGGGGCCUCCCACUGCCGCCACACCGUGGGCGCGCGACUUCCGCUUGCAUCCCAGGGCAACGUUUGCAACUAGGGGCAUCUACUUCCGGGUUAGCGGAGCUCGUUACCCGAAGCAUUCGUAAAGAGGACGGUACGUAACCCGAGGUUCCACUGUAUAUUGGAGGAAAGGGAUGGUACCAGUGUGGUAAUACAAAUCUGAUCCAGAGAAGACUCAGGUCUAAAAAGAUCAUGGGCUUAUCCAGACUUUCUGUUACAUUGCGCUUUUCAGGCACAGAUCUGGGAUUUAAAGCUGUGUGUCAGAGUGAUGUUGGUUUUUUUAUAUAUUUAUCCCAGUGCUUCCCCAGGGAAAAUCCGCAUUUUACUGCUGAAUCAGAGCAAAUAAAAAACUGCAGAAAACCUGAUUGCCGUAAUCAGCAGUAAAGCGCAGGUUUCCCUAGGGAAACCACCGGGACAAAAAAGAAAACCUGCUUGGACACAAAGCUUUAAAUUCCAGACCUUUUGGCUAGAAAUGUGGCAUAAAAGGUAGUCUGGAUGAGCCAUGAGUGAAAUAAAAGCCAGAUCAAGAAGUUUAGGCCAAGCAGAUGAAAGAGUGAAUUAUUUAAGAUGGCUGUAGAGCAAGAAGCAGAGAAAGGCAGGCUCAAGAAGAAUGUCUAUCAGGUAAGUACCGGUACUCUCAAAUACCCAUUUGUUUUGUGUAUUUCUCUAAAAAAAAGCAGGUUGUAAAUAGUCACUUACCCAGUCACUUGUGGCAAAUAAUGGAGAGCCCUCAAGGCUAUGGCAAGAACAAAAAUGAUCAAAAUAAGUUUUUCUUUCAGACCACAUGCAACUAGCAGAUCCUAUGCAUAUUUACUGAGAACUAAAUCCCAGUGAGUUCAAUGCAGCCCACUCCAAGUUAAGUGUACAGAAGAGGAUAGCAUUAGAUAUUUAUACUGGGAGCAGCCAGGCUAGUAAACAUUUUCAGUGGGCAUGUAACUUUAGUAGAUUUAUUUGCAAAGCUGUGAAGAAGUUAUUUAUUCCACCCACCUUACCCACCCAUUUUAUAAGUUCUUGUAGGCAGGGGUUACAUUUCCAGGUAUGCGUGAAAUUAUAUAUAGUGGGGAACACCAUCUAAAAAACCAAACUCCGCCAAGAAUCUGGCAAACUCCAUCACAAUUGCUCCCUCCAAACCUCCGUUCUCAAACUCCCAACUCUCCACAGCCCUCAAAGGUCUGUGCAAAGGCUUCUGGAUCGCUAGCCAUUUUCCUGCUCUUUUCAUGUCAUUUUUGCAGUUUUUCUGCUCUUCUUAGGCUCUUUUUGCCCUUUAAAUUUAUUUAUCUGUAUCCCAGCAAUGCGCAUAUAUGCAGUUGUGCAUAAGUGGGGAAACUUCUGUAUUGCUUCCACUCAAUAGCUACAUUAAAUUUGCAAAGGAUUAGGAAGACUUGCUUCUCUAAGAUCUAUGCUGGGUUAAAAGUCGUGUUGUAUCAUUUUGGAGACCCCAGGAAUAUGCAUUGUCGCCUCCUUCCUCCCAGAUUCCAUGUGAACCUGAAAAACACAAUGACCGGCAACAUCGCCCUGCACAUCAACCCCCGACUGAAGGAGGGAGCAAUAGUCCGGAACACCUUCAUCCAUGGCAGUUGGGGCUCUGAGGAGAGGCACUUGCCUGCCAUGCCUUUCUCCCCUGGCCAGGCCUUCCAUGUAAGAAAUACCUUUGGGGAAUGAGCAUUUGCACUGGUUUAAAUUUCAGAUCUUUGUCAGAAGGCACACCUCAUCAACAAUACCAACCUAGGUUGAAACGGUUACACAGAAGCUUCUGACAUUCUGUGGCAGGUAUUAGUUUCAACAGCAGAUCUUGGAAAGACCCUUCCAACACUCUCCUUGCCCCCUGCCCUUUUAGCAGAGAGGAACUGGCCACUUCCUCCUGCUCUUCAUGUGCAGGUGAAAACACAUGAAGAAGGACCUUUGGCCUGAUCAAGGAAAGCAGUGUUUAUAUUCCUACAGCCAUUUUACUGGCUUAUACUUGCCUUUCCACAUCAGACCAUCAAUUCCAGCAUUCUCUCUCAAACAAUGCCUUUUAAGCAGCUAAGAAGGGAGAGAUUGCCCCCUCCCCAGAUUAGCCUAAUUAGUCCAGUAGGGGGCUGGAUUUUCUUGGGACCAGAGCGCUAUACUUUUAUAAAGUAGUGCUAUACAUCUGACAGGAUUCUUGGCACUCUGAACAAACUGCUUCAUUUUAGGAAAUCAUUAAACUGGUAUAAAAUUAGGGUUGCCAUACGUCCAUAAUUUCCCAGACGUAGCCGGGAUUUGGCAGUCGGAAACAGUGACCGGGCAGAAAUCACAGCGAUCUCUGUGAAAAUCCAGAUGUAUAGCAACCCGUGUCAGAAGUGACUCUGCAAAAAAAAACAAAAAAACCAACCACCCCUCAACAACAGUAUGGCAACCCUAAUAAAAUUGAUAUAAUGGAUAAAACCUGCUCCAUGCCUCUUGUUGUGUGUGGAUUAGUAUGGUUUGAAAACUCAGAAUAAAACAUUUCUUACUUUCUACCACUAGAUGGAGAUCACCAACCUAAAGAAUAACUAUCAGGUGACUGUGAAUGGAAUUGUGAUAUUCAAUUAUACCCAUCGAAUCCCUUCAGGACAGGUGGACCACCUGGAAAUAGCUGGGGAUGUGACCCUCUCCUGUGUGCAGUACUGACGAGUCUCUGUUCUUCUUACACAACAUUUUAAAUAAGCUAUCUUGAAAGAGAAAAGCAAAUACGUUUCUGUAGUGCCUUUCCCCCCUGUGGAUCAGCACUGCUUCAAACCACGUCAGGCAUACCUGACCUGCAAGGCUAAUGUUUACUAUUAUGGCUUCCCUACAAGGGACCCUGGGAAUUAUAGUCUGAAAGGAUCACUUGCAGAAAAAAAAUGUGGUAACCUUGUGGGAUACCUGUGGGUAGGGAAGCCAUGCUUGCGAAAUCUGUUAAAACCCUUUUUCUGGUACUGAUGCAAAUAUACAGGUGUUGAAUAAAGAUGCUGAAUGGAGAUUUUACUAACUGGACAGCAGAUAGAAUUGUUUUGUCUUAAAUUCAGAUAAUCAUUUACUUCUUCCCUUGUACCCUUAAUCAUACUUUGCAGUUAUGUAAAUUAUGCUCAUAUGCCUCCUUGAUGAAAAAUAAAUGCCAAUGAAGAUAAAGAUGGAAUGAU